Molecule: messenger RNA, 405 nt
Organism: Colletotrichum abscissum
Lineage: Eukaryota; Fungi; Ascomycota; Sordariomycetes; Glomerellales; Glomerellaceae
Product: alcohol dehydrogenase
Exons: 1
Coding region: 1-405 (134 amino acids)
Molecular function (GO): oxidoreductase activity; zinc ion binding
Source: RefSeq, a predicted model, not a curated record
AUGCGCGCAGUUGUUUACCAUGGCACGCCUUUCGAAAUGAUGGUUCAAGAUGUCGCCAAGCCAGCCAUCCUGAAAGAGACGGAUGUCGUUGUGCGGGUGACCACCGCGGCCGUAUGCGGAUCCGACUUGCACAUCUACCGCGGCUACAUGGGCGGUGCGGUGCCGUGGGCCAUGGGCCACGAGGCCGUCGGCUACAUCUCGGAGAUCGGCGAUGCCGUGUCCUCCUUCGCCGUUGGGGACUAUGUCAUCAUCCCCGACACCGUGUCUGAGGAUCAUCUGGAGAUGGAUCCGAGGUCGAAGGAAUACUUCGGCUUCGGGAAUAGUGAGAUGGGUCUAGGCGGUCUGCAAGGUACGAAUAGGCCUGCACCAUAUGCAUCCUGGGCAUGCCAAAGAGAGGUUCGCUGA